AUGGCUCAUAUUGUUAGCUGUAUGCUGGACUCCGACUCCGAGGAUUUCAGCCUUUACCUCAACAACUACAUAGCAAAGGAAGUCACUCCACAACCAUCCAAUGAAUCGUUAGGUCGAGCUUCGCCGUCAGGGGAUAAACCGUUUACUUGGAGGAUGUUUCACCCAGAAAAAAGAUAUCAGCAGUGCUCCAAGGACACGCAGUCGACAGUCUCUGGGAAGUCAGUUGACCCAGAGCAACUACCUGUCCUGAACAUGGGACCAAACAGCGACAUCGGUGAAAGGUCGAAUGCUGGAUUUGGUUGGAGGAUACAAGUGAAGGAGCAGAACCUUACUAGCAGACGGAAAGUGAGCGUGCCUGAACUUGGCCCAAUGACGACCGUCCAAGAGGCAGCCAUGGAUUCCCCCACCAUUCCCGGCCGUCCGGCUCUCCAUGAACGUUCAAUCAGUGCUCCAGGCCUUCCAUCAAGACCUAAUCAGGGUAAGGGGCUACUCAAGGAUCGAGUGCCCAUUGAGCGAUCGCAGCCUGAUGCCGCCCGCCAAUGUAUUAAUCGAAGCCAACGAGUUCAGAACGAGGCUAGACAGCCUUGGUCGCCCAGGAAUCUCACUCCUCUUGUGAUUCCGACGCUUAGCUCUGCCACCCAAAGACUCCACCAGAAGAUGUCGAGCAGCCGUCUCCGAGCAGGUACCGCGCCGGUAGACCCUACGAUUCGGGCGGCAAAAUUCGAGGGUUCUCCUAAAGCGCGGACGCCAUUCACGCCUCUUUCAGCUACUUCAAGCGCCCCGAGAUCUGCAGCAACAAGUGCCGGAACUGCUUCCACACUGCCAACGCCUAUAUCAGCAUCCACCGACGUCAGAUCUUCGCCGAUGCCAUGGGAUAAGGUUGACAACAAUGUGCCAAAAAGCUCCAUUGAAUGCACACGUGGGUUUCCAUUGGCCCUCGGGCCAGGCAUCGCUGAUAGCCCUCAGAGUGUCUCGAACAUCGGGCACAAGAGGAGUCAGUCGGAAACGGGAAGCAUUAUGGAACGGGGCCGACCACGGAAAAGGAGUGAGACAUGCGGGGCUACCGUCUUGAACAGGUCAUGCUCCAAAAGGAGUAAGAGCGCAGAACGGCGCGCAUUUGAACAAUUGCCAAAGGGGUGGAAGGCCAGCGAUGCGGUCAAAAUGCUCAAGCCUAACGAAACUGCUGCUCUACAGAAGCAGGCUCUUCAACAAGCUGCUAGGUUCGAGGUAUUGCGGAAGGAAGACGUCGAUAACCUCUCGAAGUACCUUCGAUCUCCUCGCACAGCCAAGUUCAGCCACGAGUCCAUGCUGAAGCAAGAAGAGGCUCUUGCAGAGCUCGACGCUUCAAUAGACGACUGGAUAACCAAGCUCGAUCAAGCCGAGAAUCGCCGAACUCGAGUUCGGCAGAAACUUCUUGAGCAUGUCGCCGCGGCCACCACACUCUCCAUGACCCCCGGAUCUGUGGCUGGCGUAAGCGAGACUCUGCAGUGCGCCAUGGGGAUCCGCUCCUUAGGCUCUGCUACGAAUGGCGCCGGUAAUAUCUCCACGCCUCCUCGCAGUCCAGCGAAGAUGUCCUUUUCCUCUCACAUCAUGUCCGCAUUUACACCAUCUUCGCCGCCGAGAGUGGCUGCUCAUGUUCCUUCGACCAUUAUGGAACAGCCAUUCUAUGAAGAGGAAGAUGUUGCGAGCGAAGAGCAAGGCGCCAGCUCUCGGCGUGCUGAAACCAUCAUGGUCUUUGCGGGCAGCGAUGUCUCUGCCCUCUUGGCUGACGUGGAAAAUGCGCUCACCCAUAUGGGUGGCGACGGUUUCCAUGCUGAUAGGGAAAAGCGGCAUACAGUCAAGGUCGAGGUAUAUUCUCCGGUUGCAAAGGAAUAUCCAGUAAAGGAGGAAGAGCCGGCAGUCACAAAUGAGACGCUCCCCCCCGCUCCGCCCCCCUCAGACAGCCGGCGGAAACACAUACACCGCACUAUGAGCAUCGAUAUGCUCAACGGGCUUCGUGGUAAGCCUUCACUCGCCGUCGAGACUGCGGAGAUGCCCAUACAGAGCUGCAAAGACGGCGCCAACAGCAACAACACAACAUGUCAGUCGGCUACCACAGCACGCGUUGUUAAUAGCGAGGAGAUCUUCCUCACUAAUGCUGUCUUCCGGCCGCCACCGAAGUAG
Neurospora crassa OR74A is the source of this 2163-nucleotide messenger RNA. RefSeq lists its product as hypothetical. The transcript is spliced from 4 exons. The record is from RefSeq and is a predicted model, not a curated record. Lineage: Eukaryota; Fungi; Ascomycota; Sordariomycetes; Sordariales; Sordariaceae. The coding region runs from base 1 to 2163 and encodes 720 amino acids.